Molecule: messenger RNA, 2667 nt
Organism: Penicillium angulare
Lineage: Eukaryota; Fungi; Ascomycota; Eurotiomycetes; Eurotiales; Aspergillaceae
Product: ATP-binding protein
Exons: 2
Coding region: 1-2667 (888 amino acids)
Molecular function (GO): ATP binding; ATP hydrolysis activity
Source: RefSeq, a predicted model, not a curated record
AUGCUGCCUCACCGUGGGGAAGCCUCCCCUGUUCGCCAAGCGCGGUCUCCGUCUCGUGAGCGAGAGUACAGAUAUUAUGACCGCGAGGCCGACUCUUCUGAAACGGACGUUGAGAGUAACAGACACCGGAGACGCAGUCAGGGAGAGAGCCGCCGCAUUAUUAAUACUCUCAGAGGGUCAGGCGUUCCCAAGGCGAUGACUAGAGAGAAAAUACCAUCGAGGGUUCGCAGAUUAAAAGGGGGAGAGCCUACUGUUGAUAAACGAGUACCAGUAAGCUCCUAUUUCGAGGAGCCUGGAGGUCCCGAGGAGGAAUUCGAGGUGCCUCCAGCCGGUGCUCUGCGUCCCAAGGUCUAUACGGCAGCUCCUGCUCAUAGUCCCGGACGACGUCUGAGAAAAUUCAAUGAUGAAUCGGAGCAAUUUGCUCACGAUAGUGGCUUCAAUGGCUCUACAAGAUUAGAUGCUCAAUGUGGUCAAUGUGGAGGCGACGAUGACGAGGAAUUGUCUACGUUGGAAACCCAAGCGUUACAGAAACGGAUCAAAUUCUUAGAAGCAAAGCUGAAAAAGCUCGACGCACACCAAGGGCCCGUAGAGGCAUCCAAGCAUGAAACAAUAUAUCGCCUUCAUGAGGAAGAUUCAGAGUCGCUCUUCUUGGAUGCGCCAGACAUUCUACGAACUAAUAGUGGCGAGGUGCAUCUACGUUGCAGUGUCCCGCUUGAUAACUUCCAACUCCAUCUGGCUUUGAAUCCCAAUAUUUCGUUCGUCGUCUUUCAAGAUUACCAAAAAAGGCCGCAGCCAGAAAGCUCUUCAACAAAUACGAAAAAAGGCAAGAAUCGCAUUUCUCCAUUUUCUGAAAGUAUACACCCUGUAUCGACCGAUCUGAAAAUGGCAUUGAACACUCUCCUGCACAGCAAAGACGAGUUUAAAUCAAUUACGGAAGAUUACAGAUAUACUAAAGAGCUCGAGUCUCCAUACAUUUUUAUUUACCAUAUGCGUGAUCAACUUCCGGCAAUAAAAGACAAAAUGCCAGCGGCUUCACAAAGGCAACUAGCCCAAUUUCUUGGAUAUGUUGAUCAGGCUGUAGGAUCCCAGUACAAAGCUGCGGACGCUUUGCUAACAUCCGGAGAGAUUCUCCCAAAAUUCAUCAAUUAUCUUUUCAAACCGGGAGAUAUUGUGAUAGAGAGGGAUGAUAAGGGAUAUGUUGGAUAUGUUGCGCGCUCUUGGCUCAAGAACACAUCUCCAGAUGGCGAUGUACCCUCCAGCGACAUCUUGGAUGGCUCUUUUGACGACGAUUUUCCAGCAGUGCCCUACAAAAAAGACUCGAAAAUGAAGCUUUCGUGGACGACUAAAGCGUGGACUUGGGGAUUCACCGGCACAUUUUACCGGCGUUCGAGUGAUCUAGAGCUUCGCAUGCCUCUUCCGCAUGAUGAAGACCAAAUUGGUUGCCGCUCAACUGAGGAACGCGGAGAUUCCCGACUUAAAGGUUUUCCUAUUACGUCUCUCAAUGUUUUUCCUCUUAAAUAUGCGGCAAAAGAAGUUCUUGAUAUGCUGCAACGAAGAGGCGAGACAUUCUGGAAGUGUCGUAAUCGCAGAUUGGUUUCUUACAAAGCCACCGAUGAAGAUCAAUUCAGCGACAUGACGGAUGAUCGAUAUAUGAUUGAUACGAAGACAUACGGUGUACUUCAUUCAAUUGUUGCCUUGUUUUAUGGUAGCAACAACCGACUUGAUGCGGAUGCGAUGGCCAGUGAUUCACCUCCGGAUGACCAAUUUAAAUAUCUAGUUCCUCCGACUAUCAAGGGAUAUAAUUUGCGACGGAAGAAGUGGUUCGAUCUUGCGACUGAUCGGAUUUCUGAUGCUGUUUGGAAUCAUGAGGCCUUUUCGAGCCUCGUAAUCGAACGCAAGUCAAAGGACCUCAUUCAGGCUUUGGUCAGUAGUCAGUUAGAAUCUGAAAAGGCGACUGAUCUGAUUGCUGGAAAAGGCAAUGGUCUAAUUCUACUUCUCCACGGGGCCCCUGGAACAGGAAAGACCCUCACUGCUGAAAGUGUUGCGGAAAUUGCCGAGAAGCCACUAUAUCGAGUCACUUGCGGAGACGUUGGAACAAAAGCCGAAGAUGUUGAGAAAUAUCUAGAAUCGGUCCUUUAUCUCGGCCGUAUUUGGGGCUGUGUGGUAUUACUUGACGAAGCCGACAUUUUUCUCGAACAGCGAAGUCUGGAAGACCUUCAACGCAACGCACUCGUUUCUGUAUUUUUGCGAGUAUUGGAGUACUAUGAUGGUAUUCUUAUCCUGACAAGUAACCGGGUUGGCACCUUUGAUGAAGCAUUUCGAUCUCGGAUCCAACUUGCUCUUCAUUAUCCCAAUCUGGGCCCUCAGCAAAGGCUCCGCAUCUGGCAAAUAUUCAUUGAUCGCCUUGAGAAUAUGGAUGGAGAAGCCAUUGAUAUUGUGGAUCUCCGAGACAAUCUACAUUCUUUGAAAGAUGAAGAGCUUAAUGGAAGACAGAUUAGAAAUGUCAUUACGACUGCCCGCCAGUAUGCACGAUGGAAGAAAACAACACUUACCUAUGAGCAUCUUAAGGAUGUGAUUCAAGUUUCAGGACGCUUUGAUACAUAUUUGGACAAGAUUCAUGGGGGUUUCAAUCAAGAAGACCUUGCUCGAGAUGAUGGGAUUCGAUAA